UGCGACACGGCGGACAGGAAGCCACUUAUUAAGGAAAAACCUGCUUAAUUACCUCACACACACACACACACACACACACACACACACACACACACACACACACACAAACCACGUUGAAAAGAUAACCAGACGGUUAUUCUGCUGAGACGCAGCAUGGAGGAGAGCUUCAAUACCGAGCACGAGGUCGGCAGUGAACUGGACUACUCUCCGGUGUCGUGGCGGGAGUAUUUUGAUCAGAUGCAGGAUGUGAGUGUGGGGCCGCCCGACAACAUGGACGUCUACAGGAUCUAUAGAGCCGGACAUGACGGACCGCUGCUGGUUCUGCUGCACGGAGGAGGACACUCGUCUCUGUCGUGGGCCGUCUUCACUUCGGCGAUCACCAGCAGAGUGACCUGCAGGAUUCUUGCCAUGGACCUCCGGGGUCACGGUGACACCUUGGUCCGCCAGUCAGGCGACUUCUCAACUCAUACCAUGUCCAGUGAUGUAGCCAAUGUGAUCGGAGCCUGCUACGGUGAGACUCCUCCCCCUAUCGUCCUGAUUGGCCACGGCGUUGGCGGGGCGAUCGCAGUGCAUACAGUCAACCACAUGCUGCUACCGACCACUGUGGGCCUCGUGGCGAUCGACGUCGUGGAAGGUAGUGCGACGGAGGCACUACACAGCAUACAGAACUUCCACAAGGAAAGACCCAAGUCCUUCAAGUCCAUGGACGACGCUAUAGAGUGGAGCAUCAAGAGCGGGCAAAUCGCGAACCUGGAAUCUGCAAGAGUCUCGAUGGUUGGUCAGGUCAAAAGAUGUGAGGUGGAGAAGGCCAGCCCGGUGACCGACGUGGUGACCGACCCGGUGACCGACCCGGUGACCAACGUGUUGACCAAUGUGUUGACCAACGAGGUGACCAACGUGGUGACCGGCCCGGUGACCGACGUGGUGACCGACGCGGUGACCGACGCGGUGAUCGACGUGGUCGUCGAGCGGAACGAAGAGUCCUGCAAUCAGAGUUGCGACAAAAAAAGCGGUGCCACAGAGAGUGUGUACAUGUGGCGUAUAGAUCUGUCCAAGUCAGAAAAGUAUUGGGACGGCUGGUUCAGAGGAACCUCCACCCUCUUCCUGGCUUGCAACCUGCCCAAACUCCUGCUAUUGGCCGGAAUCGACCGGCUGGAUAGAGAUCUGACUAUCGGCCAGAUGCAAGGUAAAUUCAUGAUGCAGGUGCUGCCCCCCUGUGGUCACGCAGUGCAAGAAAACAGACCAGAAAAAGUUGCUGAUGCUGUGGCCUCCUUCCUGUUGAGACACAAGUUUGCUGAAGCCAGAAGAGAAACCAGGAGCUCCAACUCUUUCACACAAUGAAGUCUGCAGGGUUUUUUCUCAGACCGGCAACAAUAAAAAGGAGCUCCAAGAAAAUGGAAAGUACCACAAGAAGUCAAGACAACAACCCCAAAGUAUAUUUGACUUUACUUCCAGUUUUUGCACCGAACAAAUCGGAAAUUGAGCUACAGAAGGCUAUAUGUUGGUAGCCCAAAAACCUGCCCCCUGGAAAAAGAUAGUUUUAAAAAGCUAUACAUUAAAUACUAUAAAUGACAAAACAUAAGAAGUAGUCAAAGAAGUUAGUCAAAACAUGAGAUUCUGAGUCACAAUCAUAAGAUAUAAUCACCAGACCGUCUGAAUAUUAAAGUCAAAAUAAUGUGAUUGCAAUUUACUAAGUCAAAAUUAUGACAUUAAAUAAAAAAAAAUAAAUCUAAAAUUUUGACCCACUAAAUCAACAUCCCACAAUUUUUCUAGCUAACGUAUAUUAGCUUCCGUACGUAACAGUUCUGUGGUAGUAUGUAUUAAAAUAUAGCUAGCCACUAGUAAAACAGGAAACCAUACUACACUGAAGUUUUAGUACCACCAUUAAAACUUCAUCUAGCUGCUUUUAAGAUGUAAUAAUUUUAUCAGUAACUACAAGUAAUCUGGUGAAGCCACAACCUUUACAAACGUCAUGAGGCUCGAGAUCUUUUCAAAUUCAACUGGUGGCUAAUUUUACCAUCCGAUUCCUGUUUUACCAUAUACGUAUUUUACCAAAUACACCAAAUAUUUGUAUUACUGCUCUCAUCCAAGACAAACGUUUUUGCUAGUUUAAAAAAGAGCCAUUUGCUACCCAAGUUUUAAGCUAAACCUUCUGGCAGUGCUAUAUUUAGAAGCUAGCAACUAACUAAUGCUUAAGCUAAUAGCAGGUGCUAGCUAGCUAGCUAUCUGAAGAUUAAUAUAAGCAAUGACGCAAUGAAGUUUUUAUAGAGGUUUAAUGGCAUUAGACUAAAAUAAUUACGUGUGACAUUACUGAGCUUGUUAGCGGUUAAACUUAUUGUCCUCACAAAGGCCAUGACAGCGAACAGAAGCGCUGCUUAAACUCGGCUAACGUUAAGGAACAAGAUAUUCUCAUAGAUAAGCGAUAAAUAAAAUGUACUCUUAAAGGAUGAAGAAAGAGAGCAUGUCAUUUGGUUUACAAAUGUCUUUCAGGAGAAUGAUUAAGACACAUUAAUUAAGACAUUUUCACUGUGUGGCCGUUAACAGAGGGAAACAUGCUAACGUUACCGUUAGCAAAGCGAACUGUAGUAACAUGCUAACGUGAUGUUUGUUCACUGCUUCCUUCAGUUAGAUGUGUGUUGUUACUAAUGGAUAGAAACAAUAACAAAUUACUAAUUCUCUGUGUUAAAAUGUUCUUGAUAAACCCGUUAUGUAGAAAAGGUGCCCCAUAGUAUGGUUAGAUGAAUGUUUGUUAAAUAAAAACUGUUUUGUGUCCUCAAUUUAUCAUUAAUGGUAUUUUCGUCACCAAGUUUCACCAUGAAGUGAUGUUUGUUCUGUUGUCUAGAAUACAAAAUGAUAAACCACCGUCAACCACCCUCAGAAAAUGGAGUGUCCUGGUAAUUACUUUUGGAAUAAUACAUGAUUAUAGGACAAUGCCACUUUUUUGUGUAGAAAAUGGAUUUGUAGGCUAAAAUACAUAAAACUUUGACUCCAUCUACAACUAAUAAAUUGGU
Anarrhichthys ocellatus (wolf-eel) is the source of this 3011-nucleotide messenger RNA. RefSeq names its product protein phosphatase methylesterase 1-like. The coding region runs from base 154 to 1341 and encodes 395 amino acids. Lineage: Eukaryota; Metazoa; Chordata; Actinopteri; Perciformes; Anarhichadidae. Gene Ontology annotation, molecular function: protein methylesterase activity. The record is from RefSeq and is a predicted model, not a curated record. Gene Ontology annotation, biological process: protein demethylation. The transcript is spliced from 14 exons.